This is a messenger RNA of Meira miltonrushii, 1943 nucleotides long. RefSeq lists its product as uncharacterized. The record is from RefSeq and is a predicted model, not a curated record. The coding region runs from base 83 to 1771 and encodes 562 amino acids. Lineage: Eukaryota; Fungi; Basidiomycota; Exobasidiomycetes; Exobasidiales; Brachybasidiaceae. The transcript has a single exon.
CUGUGCAUUGAGUGAUAAAGUGCACAAAUGCAUUUCCGACAUGUCAAAAAGUCUAAUCGAGUGAAUUGAGUUCUGAUUGAUUAUGAGGAGUAUAUCGGGAAUUCAUUUCAUUCUCACUCUCUUCCAUCAUCUUUGUUCUUCAUCGGGUUGUCUUCAUCACCGAUUUCGAUCAAACAUGGCUGCUACGGGAGCAGGUUUUCUCUCUGGCCUUCUGGGUCAGUUAGAGAACUCUGCCAUGCGUAGUGGAGCAGUAAGACAAGGUGUGGGUGGCAGCUCACCCUCAACAUCAAUUUCUAAAGCCUACUUGCAAGCUAUAAAGGAAGGCCUUGCUUUGAGACAAGCAAGUCGUAGAUUCAACUCUUUGUUGUCUUUUGAAGCAGCCACAAGGAAUGCCUUCGAGAAAGCCUUUACAAACGUCUUCUUUGGUCUUCGUCAAGGAUCGGAUUCUUCUGGCGCUCGUAAAGCUCGUCAAAUAGUAAAAGAAUCAAAAGGUAUAGGCUACAAUCAGUCCCGACAUGCAUUCUCAAGAAGCUCUAAGCGACCUUCAGUCUACCCAAACAUUGCGACAAGCUAUACUCGAUCAACUACUGAUGUAGGAUUACAACUCUCCAGAAGAGGUUUCCAUUCUGGUGGUAUGGGUUUCGAUACUAUAGUCAAUCUUCAUUCUCCUCUCGCUCUUCGUGCCGCUGCUGAUGAUUUGGAAAAGGAAAGGAAGAAAGCCGCAGCUGCCCGUUCCGCCAAGAUGCCAAGAAGCACUCGUCGUUCUUCCUACAUGAAGCAAGAACGUAAUAUUCUUCAAGUAGACAAUCAAAUUCAGCGUCACAACGCCAUUCAUAAGACUUGCUUCUUAUUCCGCAAGUUUGAGGACAAGAGCGACAAUGGCAUUAGUGAAGUGGUACCCGAGUCACCAAAGUCAUCUGUGGUCAAUAAUGUUGCUGGUCCAUCGUCAGAGGUAAUGACUGUCUCAGAUGAGGAGUCCGAAAGCGGUAGUGUCUUCUUCCCAGAGGAAGAUAUUCCGUACUGCACUACUACACUCAACAUCCCACUCAAUCCGGAUCAACACUGUUUGCUUUUCAAUGAUGCCUAUCAUCCGCUUCCUGAUGACGAUCGUCUGAUGCCUUUCAAUCCUGCUGAAAUGCGUUUAUACGAUGAAGCCUUUGUGCAAGCGUUGAAUCGCAUUUACGAGGAUUACCAAAGGUUCCGGCUUGGGUUGAUUGCCCAAGUGGAACGAGCAUUUGACGUGCCUUUAAGACCAUUCCGUCCAGCAAAUUGGAAUUCCGCCUUGUUUGUCCACUUACAAGAACGUAUCGGCGAAGAUGAUGCUGUCGCCAUGCGUAACGUGGUCUUGAGGGUCGACUUUCCCCAUUACGAGCCUGAUGAGGUAAGGGCAAUGCUCAUAGCUGCAGAGGUAAGCAUGAAGUAUGUCGAAUUAUUGAUGCACAAUAGCAUUGCCCGCUAUCGAAAGGCACCAAGUUUUGCACUGGAAUCCAGUCAUUCCUCCAUCGAUGCGAGCUCAGAUUGUUCGGAUUUGCAUAGCCCUCCUAGCUCUUCAGAAGGAUUCACUGAUGUGGGCGAAUAUCGUGCAGGUCUAGGUGUGGCAAGCAAUGUGAGCAUGGAAGACUACAACCGUUCAUCGACAGAAAGCGAGGAUAUCCAUGAAAAUCAAGAAAGCACACACCAAUGCGUCAUGCCAACGCUUCCAUUAAAUGGUGAUACUCCCAGUGAAUCUACUGAGCUUACUGCUACUUCUUCUUCUUCUCACUCAAAUUAAAUAAUUCUUUGAUCUGUUCUAUAUAUGCUCACAAUCUUUCACCGUCCGCUAGCCUUUAUAGCCUAUGCUUUCUCUCUUAUGAUGAUUCUAUCCAAUUUAUGACCAUUUCUUAUUCUCGAACAUGAUUGAUUAAAGAAGCAUUAUCAUAACCAUAUGAAAUUUACAACAUUUG